Sclerotinia sclerotiorum 1980 UF-70 is the source of this 186-nucleotide messenger RNA. RefSeq lists its product with no specific name. Bases 1 to 186 code for a protein of 61 amino acids. NCBI's taxonomy places the organism in Eukaryota, Fungi, Ascomycota, Leotiomycetes, Helotiales, Sclerotiniaceae. The record is from RefSeq and is a predicted model, not a curated record. The transcript has a single exon.
AUGAACAGACACGAAUACCGACGAACUGCAUCGACUUCCCCAUGGAGUAAGAGCAUGAAAAUUUCACUUGGCUCAUCAUGGCGUUUCUCUUCCUCAAUUCUCAGACAUUGUGGUCCUAUGCAUCCCCACGAACAACUCAUCUUCCAAGAAGCCGGAAAUCCUCAGACCCAUAAACACCAUGAAUAA